GUUUGUGUGCUUAUAUGGAAAUCGAAGAAUGGUAUCGUGGAUAAUCGCGUUUUUUAGGACUGAUAAGGCUGGCUAUAUAAACCAUGGAUCGUCUGAUUGCUUAAUAUUGAACGUUUUGAAAAUGUCGCGGCGCUUGUGUCUUUCACUUGUCGGAAUUCUUUCGGUCCUCGUGGCCCUGAGUCAAACGGCAUCGAUCCAGCCUCUUGUUAUUGGCGGUUCGGAGGCUGAUAUAUCAGAUUAUCCAUAUCAGGUAUCGGUCAGAUUGGAGACCUAUAUGCUGUUACAUAUCUGUGGUGGAAGUAUCUAUGCACCGAAUGUUGUUCUGACUGCGGCCCAUUGCAUUAAAGGACGCUAUGCAUCGUAUAUCAGAAUUGUGGCCGGAAAGAAUUCAAUUGCGGAUCUCGAGGAGAUGGGCGUGAAGGUUUCCAAGCUAAUUUAUCACACUGGAUAUAACAAAAAGAGCCAUGUCAAUGAUAUUGGCAUGAUUAUAACUCGAGAACCUUUGGCGUAUUCAGCGCAAGUGCAACCCAUUGCCCUGGCCUUGGACUCACCGGUGGCUGGAGCUCAUGCAGUGGUCAGUGGUUGGGGCAAACGUACCGAAGAGGAUACAGCUUUGCCGGCCAUGCUUCGGGCCGUUCACUUGAAUAUUGUGGACAGGAGCGUAUGCGGCGCCCAAUAUUUGACCAAGGAUUACACAAUCACCGAUGAAAUGUUGUGCGCCGGGUCGGAGGACGGCGGCAGAGAUGCCUGCGAUGGGGAUUCUGGUGGUCCUCUGGCUGUUGAUGGUGUCCUUGUUGGUAUUGUGUCCUGGGGUGUGGGUUGCGGACGCGAAGGUUUUCCUGGUGUCUAUGCAAGUGUGGCUCAUCAUUCCGCCUGGAUUGAGGAGCAGGCCGAACCCUAUUUAUAGUCCCAAAGAGCAUAUGGUCUUGAUUCAAUAUCUCUGAAGCGAACAAAUUUUAAUUUUAGGC
Drosophila willistoni is the source of this 968-nucleotide messenger RNA. Its product is annotated as trypsin beta. The transcript has a single exon. Gene Ontology annotation, molecular function: serine-type endopeptidase activity. NCBI's taxonomy places the organism in Eukaryota, Metazoa, Arthropoda, Insecta, Diptera, Drosophilidae. The coding region runs from base 29 to 907 and encodes 292 amino acids. Gene Ontology annotation, biological process: proteolysis. The record is from RefSeq and is a predicted model, not a curated record.